Aedes aegypti (yellow fever mosquito) is the source of this 7996-nucleotide messenger RNA. RefSeq names its product voltage-dependent T-type calcium channel subunit alpha-1G (gene Ca-alpha1T). Gene Ontology annotation, molecular function: voltage-gated sodium channel activity; low voltage-gated calcium channel activity. The record is from RefSeq and is a predicted model, not a curated record. The transcript is spliced from 27 exons. Bases 167 to 7585 code for a protein of 2472 amino acids. Gene Ontology annotation, biological process: membrane depolarization during action potential; calcium ion import; sodium ion transmembrane transport. Gene Ontology annotation, cellular component: voltage-gated calcium channel complex; voltage-gated sodium channel complex; neuron projection. Lineage: Eukaryota; Metazoa; Arthropoda; Insecta; Diptera; Culicidae.
GUUUUAUGCAGCAUCAGAAACCAAAUCCAAAAAUUGAACCACAAAAUUGAUCAAUUUUGUGUACCAGAAAUACAUUUUAUAGUGUUCUAACGAAACUUUAUUCUCUAAAAAGCCGAAUUUUUCUCGACUAUGUGAUCUUCUUACCAAGUAGUGAAAGUUUAUCAGAAUGUUGAACGCCUAUUCGGAAUCACAAUCCGAUUUAGAAAAUGAGCAAAACUUUGGAGCCAAACAGAAACCACGCCCAUCCGUCAACCGUCAAUGCCAGGACAGACGCAGCUCGUUGGUCAAACGUAGUGUCUCGGCAAAGAGCAAUAGACGGCCGAGCAUCAACAGCGUCUACAACGAGGGCCAGUUCAGCGAAUCGUGCAGCAUGCGAAAGAAACCUAACAAAUCCGUCGGGUCUGUUUCAUCCACGAGCGGCACCACGAUGGACUCGUCCGGAAGCAGCUGCAGCGAUGGCGACACCUCGUCGUCCUACGGGGAACCGAAUCUUCCAUAUCCGGGGUUUGCAGAGUAUUCGCUCAAGUAUCUCAGCCAGGACACGAAACCGAGAAUAUGGUGCUUGCAGUUGAUAACCAAUCCAUGGUUCGAGCGAGUCUCAAUGUUGGUGAUUUUGCUGAAUUGUGUUACAUUGGGAAUGUAUCAACCAUGUGUUGAUGACGCCUGUGUGACGAACCGCUGUAAAAUAUUACAAAUAUUCGACGAUAUCAUAUUCGCUUUCUUUUCCCUCGAAAUGACAAUCAAGAUAGUGGCGAUGGGUGCCUGGGGGAAGGGAACCUAUCUGGCGGAUUCGUGGAACCGGCUGGACUUCUUCAUUGUGCUGGCCGGAGCUUUGGAGUACUGCCUUCAGGUGGAAAACCUUAACCUAACCGCAAUCAGAACCAUCCGUGUACUUAGACCACUGAGGGCAAUCAAUCGGAUACCGAGUAUGCGAAUUCUUGUCAUGCUAUUGCUAGACACGCUGCCCAUGCUCGGUAAUGUAUUGCUGUUGUGCUUUUUCGUGUUCUUCAUCUUCGGGAUAGUGGGUGUACAGCUUUGGGAGGGCAUCUUGCGGCAGCGUUGCGUCAUAAAGCUUCCGGACAACGUGUCGGCUCCAGACACAUUUACACAACGUAACCUUUACUAUAGAAUUGUGACCCAAAAGCAAAGGAAAUCUGACAUAUCAUUUUACUACGAGUUUUCAAAGGAGCAGGACUACAUCUGCUCGAAGCCGGACGACUCGGGAAUGCAUCUGUGUAACAACCUUCCACCCUACCGGAUAGGGCCAUUGGUUUGCAAUGCUUCUGCCAUGCCAUUUUCGAACAAUGUACCCACAGCUCGGUCCUGCGUCAACUGGAAUCAGUAUUACACCAACUGUACUCAGCUUGGGAACAAUCCCUUCCAAGGGACGAUAUCUUUCGACAACAUCGGAUUGGCCUGGGUCGCUAUAUUUUUGGUCAUAUCACUCGAGGGAUGGACUGACAUUAUGUAUUAUGUUCAAGACGCACACAGUUUUUGGGAUUGGAUAUAUUUUGUGCUGCUGAUUGUGAUCGGAUCAUUCUUUAUGAUCAACCUUUGCCUAGUCGUAAUUGCCACACAGUUUUCGGAAACCAAGAAACGGGAAAUGGAGCGUAUGCGCCAGGAGAGGGCUCGCUUUACGUCGACCUCGACUUUGGCUUCCAGUACGAACAACUCCGAACCAACGACUUGCUACGCAGAAAUCGUCAAGUAUAUCGCACAUCUGUACCGAAGGCUCAAGCGCCGCAUCAUUAAGAAGUUACGACAGUAUAAAUAUCAAUACCAACACCGGAAGGAAGGGUUGCUACCGCAAACUCCGGAAACCCUAACAUUGUCACCGAACAAGAUCAAAGUCCACCAUCCAAAGUGUCCGAAAAUGCACGCCCUAGCUGUGAGCACUGUCCACAGGAAUAAUCAGGGUUCCAACACGCCCUGUGCCAUCAUCCCUAGGAACGCCCCGAGCGCUGUUGGCACCGAGAAGCAAAUGUCCUCACCGGACAUUUCGGAAAUGGUUUCCGUGGAGAACAUCAAGAACAAUGCUCUGAACAAUUGCACGAGCUAUUCGAACUUGGAUGACAAACAGAAAAUAGUCCUGCUGAAGAUUCCAAAUAGUGAGAACAAUCAGUCCUCUUCAAACUCCCUCAGCCCGACGUCCUCAGGUAGACGCAGAUCAUCUGUUAUGUUUAAUGAAUAUGUUAUACAUCAUACGCCUCCAACUAUUCCAGCACCGACAACAGAUAAAAAUGUGUAUUGCUUGGAAAAAAUGACCCAAACCAGCGAUAGUGGAAUUUGGCAGGUCAGCCUACCACAAUCCAUCCAAACCAUGGCAACGGUUUUCAACGACUACUCAGACCUUUGCAUGACAGAUGCUAUGACCUGUCAAGAGCUAUUGGCCUUCUCGGUGGCCUUCUCCGCGGCACUUCCAACGGGACACACAACAUUGGAAUCGUUCUACUCGACGCUCACCAGAAAUCGCACGAAUCAAAGCAAUAAUAAAAAUGCGUCAAUUACCAACAUUCAAGGAUACAGCGGCGAUAAUGUCCAGCAGAAAUCCCCGCCCAAUGUGGCUAAAAAUCUAUCGCAAAAUGUAUCCAACAUCAACAAUAUUAACAACGAAGAGUUCGCCUGUUGCUACGAUCUGUACCAAAACGUGGCAUUGGAAGAACCACCGAAGAAACACUCAAAGCCCUACAGAUGCAUAACGGGAACAUACAGAUUUUUCAAAAGAGUACUACACUGUAUCAGAGUGUACAUCAAAAAGUUAGUGGAGCACAAGUACUUUCAGCAAGGUAUAUUGCUGGCCAUUUUGAUCAAUACCCUUUCGAUGGGCAUCGAGUACCACAAUCAACCGGAAGAGUUGACGGCAAUUGUCGAGACGAGUAAUAUUGUGUUCUCUGGCAUCUUUGCUGUUGAGAUGGUUCUUAAGGUGAUUGCGGAAGGACCGUUCGGAUAUGUCGCUAAUGGGUUUAACGUGUUCGAUGGAGUAAUUGUCAUUCUUAGCGUUGUUGAACUUGGUCAAGCAUACCUGGGUGAAGGUCAAGGCAGUUCUGGCUUAAGUGUCCUAAGAACGUUUCGCCUGCUACGUAUACUAAAGUUGGUACGAUUUAUGCCAAACCUUCGGCGUCAACUGUUCGUGAUGUUGAGAACUAUGGACAAUGUGGCUAUCUUCUUCUCCCUGCUGAUACUGUUUAUUUUCAUAUUCAGCAUACUUGGCAUGUACUUGUUUGGAGGUAAGUUCUGUAAGUUUGUCGAUGAAACUGGACAAGAGAGGGAAUGCACUUGUCCCGAAAUAGUCUCCAAGCAUCCUCUGUGUGAAUGUGAUCGCAAACAUUUCAACAACAUUCUCUGGGCCACGGUGACAGUGUUUCAAAUCCUUACGCAAGAAGAUUGGAACGUCGUCCUGUUCAACGGGAUGGAGAAGACCAGCCAUUGGGCCGCCUUGUACUUUGUAACGCUCAUGACCUUCGGGAAUUAUGUGUUGUUCAAUUUGUUGGUUGCUAUUUUGGUUGAAGGGUUUAGCUCAGAGCGAAACGAGCGAAGGGAACGAGAGCAGCGGGAACUCGUGAAGGCCAAACUCAAUGCCGAGUCCUUGGCUGCUCAAGAGCAGGGGAGCGAGAUCUACGAUGAUCCCAAAAGCUUUUCAGAGUCAACCACUAGUGAUAGCUAUAAUGAGUCCAAGGGGAAAUGGUUCAGCGCUGAGGAGCUUCGGAAGAUAAGGGACAUAAAGUGCAACAUACAGAAACAAAGGCUUUUGCAACCCGGGUAUGAUGACAUAAAUCUGUCGAUUCCAAAGCUAAACUCGGAGAAAGAUGCUCUCAAUUCUAUAGAUCUAUAUUCCAACCGAAAGAAAAAAUGCGAACCCCUUAAACUGUACAACAUCCAAGUGACGGAUCCUCCGAUCAUAACGACAACUGCCGCAACUCCUCAAGAUUCGCCGAACGCAACCCUCGAAGGAGGUGCCAGUUUCAAAGAUUGGGAAAACCUGGACUUUGAACAACUGGAGAAAAGUUCCAGCUCAUCGCUACUUCGUCCCCCACCAAUACUGGGAUCUCUGAAAGCUUUGGACGAUCGAACGUACUUCGAAGGCAUGCCGGUGCUAAGUGAAAUGCGCAGAAAGUCGGAUAAGGGUACCGGUUCUCAAGGUGACAGUAAAUCAGCGGACCGGAUGCAGCAGUCGACGCAAGACGGAUCACGCAAGUCGGAAACUACGCGGAAGCCUAGUCUGAAGAGUAGGAAGGAUGCCCCACGAGAAGGCGAAGUACUCAACAACGGCAAAUGCGUUUCUCGUAGUGGAGGAAUCACGCCACUAGAUGCCCGCAAAAUCGAUCCCCUGUCGCAGAGGAGUAACAGGAUACAGAAUGAUACCCAAAGAGACAGACGAAAUUCGUCCCGAAGAAGUUCCGUAAGGCGAUCGUCGUCCAUCAAGAUCGACAGUGGACCCGGAAGCAUCGCCAGCAAUAUAAGCGCUCCAUCGUACUCCAAGUACAUCUACAACGACAAGAAUAAGUAUUACAUAGAUAGGAAGAGUUCCCUUCGGUUGAGCGACAUAAAAUCUCCGAACAACGCCCGGCGAAUGUCGUCCAUAGAGCACACGUAUCACAAACAUUCGAGGGUAAGCGUGCACAAUCUGGAAUUGAGGAAAAUCCAAGAAGAACUAACGAAAAACAAGCUGAACAACGCUUCGGUGACAUCGGUCCAGGAUGUACUGCCCGAUGCACCUGAUACCCGCAUCAAGAACAAAUCCAAGGGUCGCCUGAAGCAGUUCUUCCGCUACGUCACCCCGAAGAAUUUUGUCGAGGAACGUGAUUUGUACACUUUGUAUAUUUUCCCGGAGGAUAACAGAUUCCGCCAGAUUUGCAGUUGGUUCGUGAAUCAGAAAUGGUUCGACAAUGUGAUAUUGCUGUUCAUAGCGCUGAAUUGUAUAACGCUUGCCAUGGAGAGACCCAACAUCCCGCCCACUUGCACCGAGAGAUAUUUCCUGUCCACUGCGAACUAUGUUUUUACGGUUGUAUUUGCAGUGGAGAUGUUCAUCAAGGUUGUCGCUACUGGAAUGUUCUACGGUCGAGAUGCGUAUUUCACUUCCGGUUGGAACAUUAUGGAUGGUUCGCUUGUCAUAAUUUCCAUCGUCGAUCUUUUGAUGUCCUUGAUCAGCGAGUCAAGUCCGAGAAUUUUCGGCAUAUUGAGGGUCUUUCGAUUGUUAAGGUCGCUUAGACCUCUAAGGGUAAUCAACAGAGCACCAGGAUUGAAGUUGGUGGUUCAAACACUGCUUUCAUCAUUGAGACCCAUCGGAAACAUAGUGUUGAUAUGCUGCACAUUUUUCAUCAUCUUUGGAAUUCUUGGAGUGCAGCUGUUCAAGGGAACAUUCUACUACUGCGAAGGGGAGAACAUCAAAGGUGUCAAGAACAAGACCGAGUGCUUGUCUAUCGAAGGAAAUGUUUGGGUAAACCGGAAGUACAACUUUGACGAUCUGGGUAAGGCGUUGAUGUCUCUGUUUGUGCUGUCCUCUCGAGAUGGCUGGGUGAACAUUAUGUACACUGGACUUGAUGCGGUCGGUGUUGACCAACAGCCAGUCGUAAACUACAACGAGUGGCGCUUGCUGUACUUUAUUGCGUUUAUCCUGCUGGUGGGAUUUUUCGUGUUGAACAUGUUUGUGGGAGUUGUGGUCGAAAACUUUCAUCGCUGCCGCGAAGAGCAGGAAAAGGAAGAGAAAAUACGUCGCGCUGCUAAGCGGGCGUUGCAGAUGGAGAAGAAACGGCGACGAAUGCACGAACCGCCGUACUACACCAACUACUCGCCACUGCGGAUGUUCGUGCACAACGUGGUAACAUCGAAGUACUUCGACCUGGCAAUAGCCGCCGUCAUAGGCUUGAACGUGGUGACGAUGGCCAUGGAGUACUACAUGAUGCCUCGAGCGUUGGAAUACGCACUAAAGAUAUUCAACUAUUUCUUCACCGCGGUUUUCAUACUGGAAGCCAUCAUGAAACUGGUGGCGCUGGGCUUGAAGAUCUACAUGAAAGACAAAUGGAACCAACUGGACGUGGCUAUUGUGAUUCUGUCCAUUGUGGGCAUCGUGCUGGAGGAGCUCGAGACCAAUAUCAUCCCCAUAAAUCCUACGAUCAUACGAGUCAUGCGAGUGCUUCGAAUAGCUCGAGUUCUGAAACUGCUCAAAAUGGCGAAAGGUAUACGAGCAUUAUUGGACACGGUGAUGCAGGCGUUGCCACAGGUCGGAAACUUGGGACUAUUGUUCUUCCUGUUGUUUUUCAUUUUUGCGGCACUGGGAGUGGAGUUGUUCGGCAGACUGGAAUGUUCCGAAGAGGUGCCAUGCCAGGGAUUGGGCGAGCAUGCCCACUUCGCAAACUUCGGUAUGGCCUUUUUGACGUUGUUCAGAGUUGCGACGGGAGAUAACUGGAAUGGGAUCAUGAAGGACACACUUCGAGACGACUGUGACGAUGCUGCCGAUUGUGUUAAGAAUUGUUGUGUUAGUACUAUAAUAGCUCCCAUAUUUUUCGUUAUAUUUGUACUGAUGGCUCAGUUUGUACUGGUCAACGUGGUGGUUGCAGUUCUUAUGAAGCAUCUUGAAGAAAGCCACAAACAGAUGGAAGAUGAGUUAGAUAUUGAAACAGAGCUGGAAAGGGAAUUCGAACGUGAACAAGAAUUUGAGGAGGAACAAGCAUUGUGUAUGCAACUUAAUGACGACCAAAAGCAAUUGCAAAAACGGCCUCUCACUAAAGUGUCUUCUUUGCCAUCUAACUUUACUUAUAGCACUCCAGUUGCGGAGAAAAAAUUAAACAUUCAUCGACGGCAAACUAUUCAAUACAUUAAUCAGAAUCUCAAUGUACAACAUUCUUAUACAAACAGCAAUUCGUAUGACGAAACUGCUGAAAACGAUAUUCCGAAUGAAGACGACGAGUCUUUCAAUUCUGUCAAUGAAAGCUCUAGUACAAAGAAUACCAACAAGAAAAUCCAUAUUAACAAAUCUUUCUUUAGUAAAAAUAACGAAGAUAAGCGAGCUUCAUUGGAUGAAUUUAGCAAACCGCACAAAAUUGUGGAGGAAUCGGGAAAACCCGAUAAACCGAGCUCAACGAAGGGUUCAAACAAAUGGAAAGACAAUCAGUCUGACCAACCCUCGAAAGAAGCGGAAAGCAAUACCAAACUGUCGACAAUCAUUUCGUCCAACAAAUCGUUGACGAAAAGCAACAAACCCGACUAUCGUCAAUUAAGUCUUGAUCAAGACGCCAAGCACGACAACGUUACGCUUGCGCCCAACACUAGUUCUUCUAAUUUCUCAAACGCCUCCACUGCCCUCAACAACCUCGGUGGCAAUAAAUCCUCCUUUCUAUCCGUACCCAAACUGCAGCCAAAAAGUCGUUCAGGCAGCACAAAGCAACUGUUCAAACAAGUGGCACUGGACGAAGAUAAUGAGACCAACGAGAGUUCGCUCCUGCUGCCUUCGGUAUCGAAUGCAGCCGGCUCUGGUGGCGAUCACUCGUACGAUCUUCUGAAGGUGCAGGACGAAAGUUACGAUGCUGUGCGAAAAUCCGAAUCCUGCGAGAUUCUGAGGAUCAUUUCCGAGCGACGGAAGAUCUAAUUGGGGGGUUUGAGCUGUUGAAACCCAAUUGUGAAUGUUGUGAGCAUUUUUAGUGCUUAGGUAGAAUACUAGCUUUUAGAGACAGACACCAUGAAAGCAUCACAGAAGCUGUAUUUUGGUGAUAUUACGAUGUUAAGUAUUGCAUUGGCGUAGUUUUACGUGGGAACAUGUAUUCAAGUUGGAAAUGAAGAACAGAAACUCUAUGUUUCUCUCAUGCACACUCCAGAUGAUCGAAUAGUACUACUAUCGCGUUUAAGGUACAAGAACCUUAACACUAUCCGCCUUGUCGAGAAAUCUUGAUAUUAUCUAGUGCUAAGUGGAGCAACAUCUGAAGUGAAUUGAAUCAAUACAUCUUAAGUUAUACAUUCUUUAGUUGAUAACUACUUUCUCAAUGAAAGAGUCACUUCAACA